AUGCCGUUAACGGAAGAGAAUGUGGAGAGAGUGCUAGACGAAGUAAGGCCUGCACUAAUGGCCGACGGAGGAAACGUGGCGCUGCACGAGAUCGACGGGCUUGUGGUGGUUUUAAAGCUACAAGGAGCUUGUGGCUCGUGUCCUAGCUCAUCAAUGACGUUGAAGAUGGGGAUCGAGAGUCGUCUCCGAGACAAGAUUCCAGAGAUCAUGUCCGUUGAGCAGUUUCUUGAAUCCGAGACAGGAGGGUUAGAGCUGAACGAUGAGAACAUCGAAAAGGUUCGGCUCACUGGACCAACUGCUGGAGUUAUGACUGUUCGUGUCGCGUUGACUCAAAAACUGAGGGAAAACAUUCCUUCUAUAGGUGCAGUACAGCUUCUAGAGUGA
This is a messenger RNA of Camelina sativa (false flax), 384 nucleotides long. NCBI's taxonomy places the organism in Eukaryota, Viridiplantae, Streptophyta, Magnoliopsida, Brassicales, Brassicaceae. The record is from RefSeq and is a predicted model, not a curated record.